GUCGGAUCCGGCGGGAUGGCCGCGCCGGUGACGCGGCAGGUCAGCGGCUGCGCAGGCCGGGCCCUGAGCCCCGCCGGCCCGGACACUGAGCGCGGGCAGCCUCUGGCGGCUGCUGUGGCCGAGCUGCCGGUGCUGGACGCGUCCGGGAGGCGCUUGGCGUUCGGCGCGCUGUUCCGGGAGCGGCGGGCCGUGGUGGUGUUCGUGCGGCAUUUCUUGUGUUACGUGUGUAAAGAAUACGUUGAAGAUCUGGCCAAAAUCCCCAAGAGCUUCCUCCGAGAAGCAGAUGUCGCCCUCAUAGUGAUUGGACAGGCAUCGUACCAUCAUAUUGAGCCUUUCUGCAAACUGACUGGAUAUUCUCAUGAAAUCUAUGUUGAUCCUGAAAGAGAAAUUUAUAAAAGAUUGGGAAUGAAAAGAGGUGAAGAAAUUUCCUCUUCUGGACAGAGCCCCCACAUAAAGUCCAGUCUGCUCGCAGGAAGCCUUCAGAGCCUGUGGCGGGCAGUCACUGGCCCUCUCUUUGAUUUCCAAGGAGACCCAGCUCAGCAAGGAGGAACCCUCAUCUUAGGUCCAGGUAACAACAUCCACUUUGUGCACCGAGACAGGAAUAGGUUGGAUCACAAACCCAUCAACUCUGUUUUACAGCUUGUGGGAGUUCAGCCUGUGAACUUCAUGAGCAGACCGACAGUUAUCCAUGUGUGACCUAAUGUGGGAUCUUCCACUUGUGAAUGGCCCUUGAAACGUGAACCAAAAUGCCAGGCUUCGUGGCUUCAUGGAGUUAUGAAAACACAGAGCUCAUGUGCCUAUAACACUACUACAUGCCGAGGGGCACCAGUUGUCAGAAAUGGAAUUGAUAUUUAAUUUUUUAUAGCGUCUAUAAUUUUAUAUACAAAAUAUAUGAUAUCCAAAAAUUAUAAAACUAUUAUUACCAUUGUUAAUAUCAUUUUAUGAAUAUUCAUUCAGCAGAAGAUUUUUGGUAACUAAAAUAGAAGUAGGGCCACAUGAUGGCUCACAGUUGUCUGUAACUCCAGUGCUAGUGGAUCCUAAACCUUCUUCUGGCCUUGGGCACCAGGUGCCCAUGUGGUACACAUGCAUACAUGUAGGCAAACAUGCAUAC
Acomys russatus (golden spiny mouse) is the source of this 1111-nucleotide messenger RNA. RefSeq names its product peroxiredoxin like 2C (gene Prxl2c). The coding region runs from base 16 to 696 and encodes 226 amino acids. The record is from RefSeq and is a predicted model, not a curated record. The transcript is spliced from 6 exons. NCBI's taxonomy places the organism in Eukaryota, Metazoa, Chordata, Mammalia, Rodentia, Muridae.